GGCUGCAGAGCCCAGAUAUAAAUGCUUGAGCCCAGGUGGAAGUCAGCCUGCCCAACGAAGAGCUACACCCUGGCCAGCUGGUGUUUGCCACCCAGGAGUCCCCAGGAGUUCAGGGACGGCAAGGAAAUGGCCACUGGAGUGAUCCAGCCACUCUGUGACUUCCGGCUGUCCCUGCAGUCCCAUCAGCCCUUCCUGCCCUCUGAACCAGAGCCUCCAGAAACUUCUGAGGAGGAGGAAGAGGAAGAAUCAGAGCGGGAGCUGGAGGCUGAAGGGCCAAGCGGUUGCAGCCAGGAUCCCCAGAGCCCAGAAGUGCCCCCUGAGGGCCCUGACAGCCCCGAGACCCCCCUGCAGCUGCUCCGCUUUUCACAGCUCAUCAGUGGUGACAUCCAGCGGUACUUUGGCCCUAAGGACAAGGGGCAGGACCCUGACUCCUGUGAUAUCUAUGCUGACAGCUGCUCAGCCAGCUGCUCUGCCCGGGAGCUAUACUACGCUGACCUGGUGCGCCUGGCCCAGGGUGGGCCCUCAGAGGACAAGGAAGCCACUGAGUCUGGGGUCUGCUCAUCUUGGGGGCCGGAGAGGCCAGCAUGCAGGUCUGCAGAUGGGGUGCCACCGCUGGGACUCCUGGAUGAGCUCUUUGACUAUGGGCUACAGCAGUUUGCAGGGCCUAGCAUAUCUGCUGGUCUCAGGCUGAGACUGGAGCAGAAAUACGGCCACAUCACACCUAUGACCCAGAGGAAGCUACCCCCGUCCUUCUGGAAGGAGCCAGCACCCAGUGCCCUGGGCUUGCUCCACCCAGGUACACCAGACUUCAGCGACCUGCUGGCCAGCUGGUCAGCUGAGGUUGGCCCUGAGCUGCAGGGUGGAGGGACCCAGCUUCUGGAGGGGGCACAGCUAGCUGAGGCCUAGAAAAUGGGCAAGGGUCAGGAGAGCA
Messenger RNA from Fukomys damarensis (Damara mole-rat), 931 nucleotides. It is a transcript of the gene Percc1, whose product is annotated as proline and glutamate rich with coiled coil 1. Bases 22 to 906 code for a protein of 294 amino acids. The transcript is spliced from 2 exons. The record is from RefSeq and is a predicted model, not a curated record. NCBI's taxonomy places the organism in Eukaryota, Metazoa, Chordata, Mammalia, Rodentia, Bathyergidae.